AUGGUGAGAAGUUCAGCGAAUCGCUCAUCUUGGAUACUAAUCGUCCAAAAUGCCACUGGAACUGUAUCUCGAUUUGCAUUCCCAGCCAUGCCGCUCCGUCCUCCUAUUUGCCAAGAUAAAUAAAAUCCCCUUUGAAUACAAAGCCGUGGACUUAUCUACAGGUGAACAAUAUGGAGAAGAAUUUGGUAAGGUCAGCAUUAUAAGGAAAGUUCCUGUCCUCAAAGAUGGAAGUUUUAUUCUAACAGAGAGUAUAGCUAUAUUGCAGUACUUGGCAGCAAAACAUCGUACUCCUGACCACUGGUAUCCAGCUGACCUGGAGAGGCGUGCAAGAGUGGAUGAGUUUCUGUCCUGGCAGCACACAAACAUAAGAGCUCAUGGUUCAAAGGUCUUCUGGUUCAGGGAUGUCAUACCUGCAGUCACAGGGUCCCAGGUGCCCAAAGAGAAGAUGGAUGCUGCUGUGGAGGAGCUCAAUGCAUCUCUAAAAAUCUUUGAGGAUAAGUUUCUGCAGAGCAGGCCCUUUGUAAUUGGAGAUAAAAUAUCUCUGGCUGAUCUUGUAGCCAUUGUGGAGAUUAUGCAGCCGGUCGGUACAGGUCUAGACGUGUUUCAAGGCAGACCUGCUCUGAGUGCCUGGAGAGACAGAGUGAAGAAGGAGAUCGGCGUGGAAAUCUUCGAUGAGGCCCAUAAGACUAUCAUGAAUGUUAAUGCAUUGGCACAAACCUUUGAGAGCAAGGGUAUACCGGAGUUUCUCAAGCUAAAGUUGCAGAAAAUGUUUAACUGAGUCUGUUUGCAUGGUUUAAUGGUCUAGUUUUAUGUUUAAUCUUUCAUCAAGUUACUAUGCAGUAAUAUGGUGGACUAGAUCCAACAUGGUUUAGAUUACAGAAGUGAAAUCAUUGUAUUCAAAAUAAAAACAUUAUAACAGAA
This is a messenger RNA of Labeo rohita (rohu), 921 nucleotides long. It is a transcript of the gene gstt1a, whose product is annotated as glutathione S-transferase theta 1a. Bases 50 to 778 code for a protein of 242 amino acids. NCBI's taxonomy places the organism in Eukaryota, Metazoa, Chordata, Actinopteri, Cypriniformes, Cyprinidae. Gene Ontology annotation, biological process: glutathione metabolic process. The transcript has 5 exons. The record is from RefSeq and is a predicted model, not a curated record. Gene Ontology annotation, molecular function: glutathione transferase activity. Gene Ontology annotation, cellular component: cytoplasm.